Molecule: messenger RNA, 816 nt
Organism: Parascedosporium putredinis
Lineage: Eukaryota; Fungi; Ascomycota; Sordariomycetes; Microascales; Microascaceae
Source: the annotation of a GenBank genome assembly
AUGUCGACAGCUCGAGCCCGACCCGCGAGCCAUGCUGAUAGCUGGUACAAGGCAGAUGCCCAGGACCUGUCUGAAGAGCUUGAGUCCAACCUCGACGAAGUUCCUAGCUCGCUCGACGAGAGCCAACUUCCGAUCCCAAAUGCUAGGAUCAUCAUUGCACCACAUGCCGGCUACGACUACUCGGGGAGGGUAUUCGUGCUCGGCCCUUCCCACACGUACUACCUCGACGGCUGCGCCGCAACGACAUGCAACAUAUACGAGACCCCGUUUGGCAACCUCAACGUGGACACGUCCACGCUCGCCAAGAUCAAGCAGGACGGAGGCUUCAGGGACAUCCCCUUCAAGAACGACGUCUCGGAGCACUCGCUCGAGAUGCACCUACCCUACAUCUACAAGCGCAUGGAGCAGACGUUUGCCUCGCCCGACGAGUUCCCCGUCGUCGUCCCCUUACUCAUCGGCGACAACGACAAGCGCGAGGAGAAGGAGGUGGGCAAGCUGCUCGCCCCGUACCUCGCCGACCCGGAAAACGCCUUUGUCAUCAGCUCCGACUUUUGCCACUGGGGCCGCCGCUUCGACUACGCCGUAUACUCGCCGACGGCCGAGCUCGGCAGUCUCAGGUCCUUGUCGCGAUCCGACCGGAGGGUCGACGGCCGCCCGAUACACGAGACCAUCAAGAUGGUGGACCAGCUCGCCAUCGAGGCCAUCGAGACGGGCCGGCACGACACCUUUUUCGAUAACCUCCGGGAGACGAAGAACACGGUGUGCGGAAGACAUCCCAUUGGCGUUGCGAUGGCUGCGUUGGAGGAGGUUGUAUAG